Messenger RNA from Sabethes cyaneus, 4488 nucleotides. RefSeq lists its product as uncharacterized. The coding region runs from base 931 to 2697 and encodes 588 amino acids. The transcript has 2 exons. The record is from RefSeq and is a predicted model, not a curated record. NCBI's taxonomy places the organism in Eukaryota, Metazoa, Arthropoda, Insecta, Diptera, Culicidae.
CCGUGAACAGACGUUCGUUUCGUGUAGUGGCUCGCACGCGGAUCCUCCGUCAAUUGACCAUUGGAGGUGGAGAAGGAGGAAGCGGAUAAAAACUAGUAGCUGAUAAUUGGCGCGGAGGGUGCAGGCGGUAGGGCACCUGACCAAUUUAGCACUUGAAACACCGGAUGAAAAUUCUCUACCCGUAUGAAGCAAACUGUUGACGUGUCUCGUUCGAAGGGUUUGUCGCUAGCCAGUGUCCGGUUCUCUGGAAUAUUCCUCCGGCGAAGAAAAUAUUGAUGCAAGCGGUAGUGUAAUGAAGUCACUAUGCAUUGAGGAAAUGUCGUGAAAGUGAUCGUGCACUGUACAGAGAUAAUAAAGAUAACCUGUGGGAAGAAACCGUGAGGAUCUGGGAAAAUUGAUUUGUUGUGCAUACAAAAGAAAGUCAUAAAAGUGCGAGAAAAGUGAUUCGAAGAUUCGAGGGUAAAAUCUUUCAGCCAUAUUUAAGUUGCUUAACUUUUCGCCUGUUGUUUUUCUCUCGCUUGAAUCAAGUCGCUCUGCGGAUACGCCGGUAGUAAGAAAGAGCGCGAUAGAUACGUGAUCGGAAUGUGGUGCCCGUGAGGCCUUCGACCCAGUGAGUGUGUUUAUUUACGGGCAUAGCUCUGUGCAAGUGUGCGUGUCUGGAUUAAAAGAGAUCUGAACCUCAGCCUCAGGAAUAUUUGUGUGCUGUGUGUGGUGGGCUUCCUUCUCGUCCACCGGACAUUCUCGAAGUGUUUUUGGAUAAGUGGCUGUCGGUUUCGCACUGCCGGAUACCAGUUGUGUGACGUGGAUAGAUUCGUACUGUUUCGAAACAGAAGUUAAACUAGGGGAAACGAGUGGAAAAUCAAUCCGUUCUUUUCAAUCUGAAUGCUAGGAAGAAGUGAGUUCUUCUGAAGCAGAACCUCGAUCGUUCUUAUGAAAGUACGAAACAUGGGAGACUCGACGCCAAUCUGUCGCUGUCGUGUUCUCUAUCUCGGUAGUGCCGUGCCUCGACAGAGUAAAGAUGGUCUGCAAGGUAUUCAAGAGCCGCUCAGAUCCCUGUACCCCUCGGAAGGUGCAAUCGGUGCCAAAGGAAUCGACUCGUGGCUAAGUGUUUGGUCUAACGGUAUUCUGCUAGAGAACGUGGAUGAAAAUCGCAAGCAGGUCACGAGGUUCUUUCCGAUCGAUUCUUUGCACUACUGUGCAGCGGUUCGGCAGGUUUUAAUCCCGGAGCGGGGUAACAACAAUCCGGAACCGAAAUUUCUCCCGUUGGAUUCGCCAUUCGCGCGGACACCACGCGCUCAGCAUCCGCCGAUUUUUGCUGCUAUUUUACGGCGAACAACCGGAAUCAAAGUACUCGAGUGUCAUACAUUUAUUUGCAAACGGGAAGCGGCAGCCAACGCACUGGUGCGCUGCUGUUUCCACGCCUAUGCGGACAAUUCGUACGCAAGGCAACUCGAAGGGUCUGCCGGCAGCGGAAGCUCCAACAGUGUAUACGGGACGAUCGGUGGUAAAUCAAAUGGCACGGCAGAAGGCGGUGGUUGGCGAUCACGCACCGGUAGCACCACCACGCUCAAUAGUGUUGGCGUCAACAGUCGGCAGCAGGCACCAAUUAACGGCGUUGGUGAAGCGUACACAGUGAAGAAUCUGUACGCCAGCAGCGCCGACCUCGAAGUUGUAGACGACGGCGACGGAAGUUCGCUGUACAACGGCGAUGAGAAUCACAAAGUUUGGAACGGAUCCACCGAUCAGCUGGACGGCAUCGGAGUGGGUGACAGUGGCCAUUAUGAUAUUUACUCUGGAACCGGGUCGACGCUGGGACGUCCGGUCCGGGCUCGACAGAUCAGUGCUCCGAUUCCGGUGCCACCGCCACCGAAGGAGGAGCUGAAAAAGCUAAAGAAAGAAGCCAAGAAACAGUCCAAACAACAACUACAACAGGUAGGAAGUCAAAGUCUUUCCGGCACGCUUAUAAGACCCCGACCAAUGCACAUGAAUCCACUAGGUCGACCCGGACCACCACCUCCCCCUCUCGGAGGCCACGGAGGCCAUCCGGGCAUGAUGAUGUACUCGAUGGGACCGCCUCCACCUCCGCCGCACGGCUGGCGCCAGUUUCACACUAUCGGCCACCGAAGUCUCAACGGAGCCGGCAUGCCGCCAAUGAUGCACCAUCAGAUCCCGAUGCAUCCGGGAAUGCCCCCGAUGGCCGCCAUGGUACCUCCUCAGUAUGCAACCCUACAGCAUCCUCGUAGCAGUAAGAAGAAAAAAGACAAAAACAAGAUGAACGGCGGUAUUCCGAUCGGCGUUCCGGUAGUACCUCCAAUUUUCGCUUAUUCACCUCAGCCAGGAUCGUUAAUCGAACCCCGGCCACUUUCGAUGAGCAACCGAAAGCUGGCCCAGUCAGCGGCCGCCGGACUGGAUGAGUCCGGUAACUCGGGCGCAGAGUCACCCGGUGGUACCGGCAUCUACCGGCGUAAAGGUCACCUCAACGAACGUGCCUUUAGCUAUUCGAUCCGACAGGAGCAUCGAAGCCGAAGCCACGGUUCCCUCGCUAGUCUACAGUUCAACCCGCCCGACAUGAAGAAGGAACGGGAGAUCGCCCAGAUGGUGGCCGGACUGGAGCUGAACGACGAAUCGACGCUGCAGCGGAGGCGUUCCGAAGUGAUGGCCGGUUCGUCCGGGACGUUCGGCAAACCGCGAAGAUGAAAACGGUACCGGUGUCGUCGUCGUCGUCCUGUAGGGUAGGAAGGGCUCGCUGGGUGAGGUGUACAGUUUGAAGAAAAGAUUUUUGUGGUUUUGUUCUAUUCUGAAAUCAUCGGUGAGAUCAUCUGAAAGGAUUUCUUUUAGUCUGAGGGUGUACCGCUGUGCGAUACAGUUCAAUAGGAGGUAGGAGGUGCUGUGUGCGAUUGGAAAUGGUAGAAGUGUAUGUAUGGUGGUUGGAAGAUUAAAAUUGAUACAGUAUUGAGAUUGCAAAUUUGGCUGCAACUAAAACUGCUAUAACAUGAAAAUAUAGUCAAUAAUUUCCAUAUUAAUUUUUACAAAUUAUCUACAGUGUCCCGAGGGUAACGAAAAAAGAUUGUACUGUUUUAAUCAAAACAAUUAUUUAUUACUGGGUUAUAAUUUUUUUGCUAUUACAGCACGAAGCCAAAUUAUUAAAACCGGACUUAGCCUAAACUUAAUAAUUUUCUUCUUUCAAUUUACUAGCACUCUACUGUUUCCAAUCACUCUACCAAACAUCGAUCAAAUGUGCUAUAAUUAUCAAUAUUAUAACUCAAGGUCCAAUAAAAGAACAACUGCGUCGACGUCAUUGUCAGUGUGUGGAUUUUAACUUAGGAAAAAAAACAUUUUAUCCAUCUCUGCAGUGUGCCGUUGCAGUGUAGCGGCCUGUUUAAUUGUAUCUAAGCAAAGGAGAACAAACGAAAAGUACAGUUUAAAUCCACUGCACUCAGCUCCUCCCGAUCGUUCAACCUUAGUUGGAGCAGAUCAUCGCGGAGUUUUAGUGCAUGUGUGUAGCGGCUAGGAAAACCAGCGCAGCAAUUAUUAAAAAUCAAUUACGAUAGCAAUCAUUACGGGAUUCCGUCAUAGAGUACGCGCUUCCAACCAGAAAACACGCCGCGGCCAAGACGGCCGGAAGGCGCGCUAGGAAUUCUCGGGCCAACAACCGACCAAAUUCGAAUGUACGAGUUUUAACGUUAGGAAACAUACACACAGCAUAUAUAAAUAUGAAAACAGAAACAUACACACAAACAAAAUACUUAUGGGUAAGCAUUACUAGAGAUAUACGUGCAGUAAAUUGAUUAUGAAGAAGUUAAACGUCUAAAUCGAAGAGGAGAAGAGAGAAAAUUGAUGUGCCUUAUUAAGUAAUUAGAUAAUUUAAUUAUUUACAACGAUCACGUGUUGGGCAUCCGCAAGGCGCUGCCUUGAAGAGGAAUCAUUUUAGCUUCUAGUUGAACAAUAAGGAAAACGCAGCACACGGAAUCAGCAUAUGCUGCUGAAAGUUGAAUAAUAGAGCGAAACAACCUUUAAAUUCAAGUUAAAAUUAUAUUUUUAUUAGUUGUGUAUAUUUAAAAUAAUUGGAAGAGUCAAGAAAUAAUUACACUACAAAAAAUAUCAAAAACUAGCUGCCACACAGUAAACCGAAAGGGAGAAACAAAACGACGAAAAAGCUACUCAUACUUUGACAGAUGAUUCCAUGUAAAUUUCGGGUGAAAAAAACGCCUGGGGAAUCGUAAACCAAACCCAUUAUACCUUCCUUAGGCCACACAAGCGAACUUGUUCCUCGAAAUGUGUGUUCCUUGGAGAAUGAAGAAGAAAACUUAACCGCCGCAGGCGCAGAUCACAUGAUACAGAGCUGAGUUUGUUUCUCCCUAUCGUUUUCUCUGCAGGCUGCAGCUCCACGUCUCAAAAAAACUAAGAAAAAAAAACGUUGAACGGUGGCGGCAACGUCCGACAAAAAUCACCACUUUUUAAUAACUCAUAACCUGUAUAAUUCCCCCG